UGUGUGUGUGUGUGUGUGUGUGUGCGCCGGAUAACUGCUUCCAGUGACCAAGACAUCUGAGGAAUAUAUCUAAAAGCUGGUGUUAUCUGAUGCCUACAGAUGUUGUCUAAGUAGUGAGUCAUAUCAGUGUCUCAUUGCAAUCCUGCCUCCCUGCUAAGGCUGCAGCCCUCCAGUGACACCCACUCACCAUGCCUGUUUCGUGUCCUUCUGCCACUCAAGUACCAUCGUCGCCAGGUCUACAUUUAAAGUGGAAUGACCUUCCUAAUCGGAUUCGGUUGGCAGCCCUGUCAUUACUUGAUCAGGCUGGAUUAAGAUAUGAAGGGGGCCUACAUAGAAUCGGAGUGAUGGGGGCGGUGGCUGCCCCUGUCUCCUUCCUCCCUUCUGUCAACCAUUCCUUUCCUUCGUAUAUCGCCGAAUGGAUUCUCCCUGUUGAAGCGAGUAAACAGCCAAUACAAUUACAGUUAGACAAUUAUGCUUAUUUCUAGUGACUAAUUUAUUGAAAAGAGCGCCAGAUGAUGCGCUGCGUGUCUUUUGAUCUCAUUAGACUCCCUAGAGAGAGAGAGAGAGAGAGAGAGAGAGAGAGAGAGAGAGAGAGAGAUGGUGUUUGUAUUCAUGGAAGUGAGCUUUAAUUUGAGAUGCCCAAGCCAAAAAGGUGUCGUCACAUCCAAGCCUUUGUGGACAAGAGGUGAAGGAGGACAAGGCUCAGUCCCUGAGAGCUGCUCCCCACCAGGCCUUGCCUCACCUCAGAUUCUCAAGAUACAUAACCAUAACCAGCUCCUCAUGCAUCACAAAUUGGUGCAAGACUGGAGGCUGGACUGGAGGCUGAUUGCACUCAUAUCUGAUAACAUGCUCACCUUCUCUUGCCGUUGUGUAAGAACACAAAUGAUGUUAUUGUGCUUGCAAAAAUACAGUUAAUAUUCAGAGCACUGCACUGAGUUCAUUGUACCUUAGCAUCCCUCUCUAUCAUCACAGCAGUAUAUAAAGACCGAGGUGCUGAGGUGAAGCUCCUGAAGACCACCACAGCUACUGCAUCCCUCCCACACACACCCUGGCCUCCUCCCCCCUGGGUGUGCCAUAGCAGCAAGUCCUGGGAAUGCUGAUGCAGUCCACCACCCACAUUCCUCAAGUUUCACACUACCUUCACACUAUCUAAAUAGUGUCAAGGAUAAUAAUCCUGUGAUUUAAAAGAACUUCAGGAACUAGGACGGUUUUACUACCAAAAAAGAGUAUCUGGUGAAUUUCCAGUACUCAGGUAUUGGGUGAAAGAAGGAGUGAGGUUUGGGCAAGUGUGUCCAGCAGGCGUGUGCACUGGUAGGCUGAGCACAAAGUUUCCUGUGGUAGUCUGAACAUGUCAGUGCGUCUCCUCAAUGCUGCUGAGCCCUAUUUGUACAUCAGAAAUGCCUUUGCUUUUCCACUUGUGGGUCCUCCGAAAAAAGGCGACUCUGACCCAGUCGUGCUGACCUCUAUUUCACUGGCGGUGACUGUCGGGAUCCUGCUGCAGUAUUAUCUUGAUGCCAAAGUGUCAGGCAGGAGCCUGGCAGAGGAGCAGGUGGAGGUGUAUGAGGCGGUGGCAGAGAAGCUACACACUCAGUUUGAUCUGGACGGGCGGGCGUGUGUCCUCAGGUUCAUCUGUGAGCUGCAGCAAGGACAGCUGGGGCACAGCACCGUGGCAGGAAAGAUCCUGACUGUGCUGUUCACACCUCACACCCUGAAGACAAAGGGCCAGCCGUACCUCGCCGCCAAGGGUCUGGGCCGCAGGAAGGAUGCUGCGUGUGCCUCCCAUUACAGCUCCUGCCCCCACAGUGUCUUCCUCUACUUUGAGACACUCAGGAACCUCACCACCACAAACCCACACAACAGACAUUCCUGA
This is a messenger RNA of Scylla paramamosain (green mud crab), 1870 nucleotides long. RefSeq lists its product as uncharacterized. The transcript is spliced from 3 exons. The record is from RefSeq and is a predicted model, not a curated record. Bases 1349 to 1870 code for a protein of 173 amino acids. NCBI's taxonomy places the organism in Eukaryota, Metazoa, Arthropoda, Malacostraca, Decapoda, Portunidae.